This is a messenger RNA of Penicillium coprophilum, 2913 nucleotides long. RefSeq lists its product as uncharacterized. The transcript has a single exon. Bases 1 to 2913 code for a protein of 970 amino acids. NCBI's taxonomy places the organism in Eukaryota, Fungi, Ascomycota, Eurotiomycetes, Eurotiales, Aspergillaceae. The record is from RefSeq and is a predicted model, not a curated record.
AUGCCUAUGAAACUGCCGAAGAGCUUUACCAGGCGAAAAUCGUCCGGCAACGUUCUAGAAGACGAGACCCCUCACCAAUCCUCCUUUCGAGUCUUCGAGCGCCCGGGGCCUCAUCGAUCUAUGACGGAUGGAGCGGCGUUGACCAAGCCGCUGAGCGAGGGCAAUGCGGUGCCAUCGAUGGAAGACUCCGAUAACAUUUUUGCCGAAAGGGAGCGACCCCUGGGUAAGAGUCGGUAUGAUCGCCCUUCGACCAUGGAUUCCCUCAGGAGACGUCUGACUGGGAAUCGCGAUAGUAGCUACUACGAAAGUUCUACGUCAACCCGGCUGAGCUCGUCAUCCACCCUCCCAUCAUCGACCGAGGUUCCGCCGCCCGACGAGACUCAAUCCCCGCACUCCCGAAUCCAUGAUGUUCCAGCUCCACACCUCUCCAGUGCACUGCGCGCCGCAGGACGAACUUUCUCAUUCGGUGGUCGAUUCAGCAAGCCAGCACCACAGGUUCCCCGGCAACAAACACCCGAUGCCCCAAAGAAUCGCCCGGUGACGGGCAGCACCGACAGCACGGCCACUCCGCCCAAGCUGCCCGAUACGGACUUUGCCCUCGGCUCGCAGGACGAUUUCAAUAAGAUGUUCGAUAAUAUGGGUACCCGAGAGGCUUCAGCAAUGCGGGGUUCGUCGCCCAAACCGACGAAGGUAAGAUCUGCACUCGCUCCUUCAGGCAAGAAUGCAGUACUGAUAGUAUCGCAGUAUUCCUCGUCUCCCCCGACGCAUGUUCUACCCGAGUUCCAAAGUAGCAGAGCUGCUCCACCCGCUGCCAUUGAUACAGAUCGAUCGACCGCCAUCGAGUCACCCCCUUACUCCUGGGAUCGUCGCCCGUCCGAAGAGGGCUUGCUUCGUGGCCCGAAUUCUCCACCGCUGAACCAGAGCCGCUCUACCCUCGAUACCGUUGUUGGUUUCCGGAAGCCUUCGCCAUCUCCCAAUGAGUUUACCGCGGCUACUACGUCGCAUCGAUCUUUGGAGCGCCCGCAGGGAACGGAGAGAGCAGGACUGCGGAGGAGUGGGGUAUAUUCGCCCAAGGGGGAAUCUCCACCCUUUGACGAUGAAGAUGCCAAAAUGGUUCGUCAAUCCGUCUUGUGGAGCAAGGAAAGCACUUCGCCAUGGGCCGAGAGCCCAUCCGGGGAAACCCCAUUGAUCGAUAAAGGCAAAGCACCUGAUUACUCUGGCCGAGUAAACUCAGAACAUGAUAAUAUGUUCCAAUAUCGCCGUUCGCCCGCUCCGGCUGACAGAUUGGACCCUUCCAUCGCGGAUCACGCCCGGUUGGCUGUGCAGUAUGCAGACAGUCUUCCCAAGUCGACAUCUCCGGGUAACAAAGUGAUGACUCCAUCCCAGUUCGAGCACUAUCGGCAGCAGCAAGAACUUCGACGUUCCAAUAGCAAUGCAACUAAGAGUGACCAAGAUUCUGAUAAUGAGGAGUUUGACGACGAAGAGGAUGAAGUGGAGAAACAACGUGAGACGGAACGCCAACGACGAAAGCAGGAGGCUCAUCUCUCUGUGUAUCGUCAGCAGAUGAUGAAAAUCACAGGCCAGCAAGCACCCGUGCAAUCGCUACGUCCGGUCAUGAGUGGAGGUAGCAGCAGCACGCUCAAUUUGCACCCCAGUCGCCUGUCUGUGCUCGGCGAGAAGUCUACCAGUGGGAAGAGCAGCGAGGAAGAGGAUGACGAUGUGCCGCUCGGUAUUCUCGCCGCCCAUGGUUUCCCCGGUCAGAACCGCCCGCCAACCCGUCUGAACAACGUUAGCUCCAAUCCCAACCUCCGUGCAUCUAUGCAACCGUCGUAUAUAUCAUCUUCCAACUCUGUUUCGGGUGACCCCAACGGCAGCCGGGUCAGUCUGCCACCUUUCGCGAGGAACUUGCCGCGAGACCCCUAUUUCGGUGCAGGCCUGGUCAACAACCCCAACCGUGAAUCGUUAGCUUUUGGAGGUGGCUCGGUAUAUGGAGGAUCUUCGUCCCCCGCAGCUCCUCCUGGAGGUCUUGUCGGUGUUAUAGCAAAUGAGGAGCGGGCGCGGGCGAUGCGCAGAGGAAGCCCGAACACACAAGCAAUGCACGAGAUGGGAGGAGUACCUCGGCCAUACUCGCAGCAACAGCAAAACUUCAACCCCGGGGAACAAGCUUCUAUCCAGCUAUCGCAGCAGAUGACCAGCAUGAUGCAAAUGCAAAUGCAGUGGAUGCAGCAAAUGAUGCAAAUGCAAGGUGCACAGGGUCAACCUAUGAUGCAAGGUAUGCCAAUGCCUCCUAUGAUGAUGCCUGGUGGAGCAAUGGCCAUGCCACCCAUGGGCCCCCCUUCUAUAGCAGGACCCCAUUCCAUUGGUGGUAACCCGAACCUGCGGCCGACGUCUAUGCCUGCAACAUCCGUUCUCAAUAUGCCGCCCUCACUUCCACCCCACGUUGAUCAGCGCACAAUGAGCAUGUUGGACCCCAACAUUUCAACUCGUAGGACUGGCUCGCCCAUGCCCAAUCUGUCCGGCAGCCCAUUCCGCCCCAACACCGGAUAUGCUGCCUCAAUCGCUCCGUCGGAGCGCAGCACCGCAGGCAUGGCGCCUCGUUACCGGCCAGUAUCAGUUAUGCAGCCCGAAUCGAACUAUGCAGUGGCAUCCUCAAACAAACCAUUUGGGGAUGAAAACCGCAACCCGUCCAUGCCAAUGCCUCAAUCUCACAUUCCGAAAUCGCACCUCGCCACUGUAACCGUCCGCCCCGUUUCCCGGAGUGCUGGUCUUGGAAAUGGGAAGCCUGGUUCCGACGACGACGACGAGGAAGAGGCCUGGGCUGACAUGGUGAAGAAGCGCGAGAAGAAGAAGAGCAGCUGGAAGAUGAAGCGAUCGAACUCGUCGUUCGGAGAUCUGCUGAGCGCCGUUCACUAA